This is a messenger RNA of Sinocyclocheilus rhinocerous, 2280 nucleotides long. Its product is annotated as pentraxin-related protein PTX3-like. The transcript has 3 exons. The record is from RefSeq and is a predicted model, not a curated record. Gene Ontology annotation, molecular function: complement component C1q complex binding. Gene Ontology annotation, biological process: innate immune response. NCBI's taxonomy places the organism in Eukaryota, Metazoa, Chordata, Actinopteri, Cypriniformes, Cyprinidae. Bases 168 to 1529 code for a protein of 453 amino acids.
UUAUAUAGACCACAGAGCUCCUCUAUCAGGCUCAGUUCCCUUUCAACUGCAGUUCACCAAACAAGCAGGAGUCCAGCCAACCGAUUGCUCAGCAUCUAACAAGGAAGACCACCAGAGAAAAAAAGAGACAAUUAUACACAAACACUGAGCCUUGUUCAUACUCACACAUGGCCAGCAUGUCCAAGUGGACAUUCCUCCAGGCCAUGUGUCUGGUGGUUUCAUUGUCCACGGCAGUACCUGAGAAUUAUGAGGAUGAUAUCGAUGUGAACUUUGGACCCAAUUAUUUGAACGAGAUAACUGAGGAGGACCAGAUGGAAGGGGAGACCCCCACACCUUCCCCUGAACCUUGCAAAGGCCCAGUCUUCACUAAGUGGGAUAAGCUCUUCACAAUGCUGGAAAAUUCCCAAAUGAAAGAGAACAUGCUCCUGCAGUAUGCCGAUGAUAUCACCAAGGUGGAGCUGCAGAGUCUGAGAGAAGAGAUGUUACAGUUUGUGGCACAGUACGGCGGCUCUUGCGCAUCUGCAGUUGAGAGCUCUGUUCGACGGGCUGGGAUUCAAACAGAGACGCGUCUGCAGAACGCGCUAGACCGUGUCCGAGAGGUCUCAGCUGAUCAGUCCGCGCAGCAUGAUGCAGCCCUGCAGCAGCUACUGGCUGUUAGCGUAAACCAGGCUGCACGGCUGGAGCGACUGGAGAACAACUGCUUGAAAUGGGGGGGAGGAGGUCUGGCCUCCCAAGCCAAGAGCUUCCAGGCCCGACAUCUCAUGCAAGAAGUGACGGAGACAGAGAAUGGAGGUAGGCUGGAGAAGACUCUGGCAGCCAUCUCCAGUGAGCUGCAAACCAUCCGGGAACAGCUGACCCUUUACACCAAAUCAGUCUUUGUAAACAGCCUUCCAUCAGGCUGUGACACUGGGCUGCUCUUCCCCACACGUUCAUCUACAGCUCAUGUUGAAGUCUCACCCAAAACACCCUUUAAGACCAAUGCCGUCACCAUUUGCCUGUGGGUGAAACCAACUCAGGUGCUCAACAAGACCAUCCUCUUCUCGUACAGUACAACUGGCAAUGCCUACGAACUCCAGCUGGUGUUGAAUGGACAGAAUGUCUUCUUUACCGUCGAUGGUGAAACCCAUUUGGUGCAAGCUUCAGGGGCAGCUCAAGAGGGUCAGUGGGUGCACAUUUGUGCAGUCUGGAGUUCACAGCAGGGCUUGGUUUCACUGUGGGUGAAUGGUCAACAAGCUGCAAGCUCUCCUGGAGUGGCCGAAGGUCAUGAGUUACGCAGCAAAGGAAGCAUACUAUUGGGGCAAGAGUAUGGACGUUUCUUCAGGCAUCUUAGUAUCCCCGACACAUUUGAUGCGGAGCUGGCCUUCACAGGGAAGAUGACUGGAGUGAACAUGUGGGACCGCGUUUUGGAUUCAAAAGAGAUAUCUCAGCAAGCGCGGCUGGAUGGGAAUGGUUGUGGUAUCCGUGGUAAUGUGGUGGCAUGGGGCGUUUCUGACAUUGAGCCAAAAGGGGGUGUCAAAUUAAUAUACUAAAUUUCUCUACUGUCUUAACCACCUGAGCCCUGUAUACAUAUCAGCUGAGCUCCUACAAGCACAUAUUAAGAACCUGCUUUGCUACACCUGCACAAAACAAUAAUUUUCCUCUCCUUAAAUGUGCAAAAAAUGCUCCCUCACAGGGAAAAUGUGAUUUAGCAAGUUACAAUAGUUAAACUGCUGCCAUUGGAGGGACAUUAUAUCAUAUAUCUUUUUUAUUAUUAUUACAAACUGUUCUGUUUUACAAGAAUGUUUAAUACAAAAUGGAGGGAUUUAAAAAAAAUAUAUAUGUAUUAUGUAUCGUCAAACUAUUUAUCUUGAUUGGUAAUGUUUACAUUCAGAUUUUACUUAAUUUUUAAUCUAUUUGUAAUGUAAUACUUCAGUCCAUUGUUAUUUUUAUGCUUUUUUUUCAAACUAUAGGCUCUGUUACAUAUCUUGUGAUGGCCAUUUUAAAAUAUUUUGUUAUAGAGUUCUGUAUGUUAUAGAGUAUGUGAGUUCUGCUAAUUAAUAACUUUUUUGUCUUUGGUUUGUAUUUUUACCACAAGAUGGAUGUUAUGUUUUGAUGACAGAACUGUGGAAAAUGUUUACAAAUUGUGACUUUAUUUUUAUGUUUCCGCUGAUGUGAUUAAAUGUAUUAUAAUGUUUUUUUGUUGUUGUUGUUAAGAGGCUAAGAUGAAUGUAUAAUGUACAUAGAUAUUUUUCUGAGGGUUGGGGAAAACAAACCAUAAUAAAAAUGUAAAACUAAAAAUAA